AUGUCGGCGCGCUUGGAGUGCGAUCGACAUGGAGUCCCGCAGUUCGACGGGACGGCCGAUGUGUUUGAAGAAUAUGAGGAACGGGCUUGGGACCUGUUCUAUGGAAGAGCUGGCAACGACGCCACCCAGAUCGCCACACCGAUCCACCUUCGAUCAGGACUCACGGCCGCUGCUUAUGAUGCUGUUCGCAAGCUGAGCCACGAAUCCCUGUGCACUUCGAGGGAUGGAAAGGAGACCGAUGCUGGCAUGAAGCUCCUCAUCCGGACUCUCAAAGAGUCCAUAGCUGCUGAAGUUCCGGUGAGGAUCAACGAGCUCUUCCUGACCGCCUUCUACUCGCCCCAGGUUUGGAGAAAGCCCUCAGAGACGAUGCAACAAUAUAUUGUGAGAAGGGAGCAGGACUUCAACCGGUUGCUGGAAGCAUCAUCUGGCACCCAGGUCUCCGACAACCUCCGCAGUAUGAUGUUGCUGAUCUUCUCCGGCCUGGACCACCGCGAGCAGUUGAGCGUCCUUGCAAGUGUUGGCAAUGAGUAUGACUUCAAGAAGAUCAGUCAUGCCCUGAGGAUCCAAUACCCUCAAGCCACGGGCAAGCCACUUGCAAGAAGAGAUUAUUUGGGAGCCAGUCGAGGCUCACGAAGCUUCAAUGAUGGCCCACCUCAGAGCCGCUACAAGUGGAAGAUGACCCAAAAGGCUCGUUCAGAUGACGAGCCGGCUGAUGAGGCCUUCGUGAACUACGACGAUGAAGAUUUGGAGGCCCUCCUGAGCGAGAAUCGAGAACUGCUAGAUGAUUCCCAGGUGGCUGAAGCAUACGCCACCAUUGCUCAGUUCAAGAAGAAGAAGCAGUUCAGCACCUCUCCCAAGAAAAGCUCAGGAGGACAAGGUGGUCCAUAUCCCUUCAAGGCCACCGGAGAAUUGAGUUUUGAUGCCAAGGCCAAAGAACAGCGCAAGUCAGCUGUUCGCUUCUUGAAGAGCGUCACUCCAUGCACCACUUGCGGCCAACGUGGUCACUGGUCCGGCGAUGCAGAAUGCCCUCAACGCUCCAACACCAAGAAGGGCAAGGGAAAGGGAAGUCAGGCUAAGAAGAAAGCCUCGCCGAAGAGGACAUCGCAAUCCUUCUUCGUGCUCCACGAUCAGAUCGAGUCUGAUGAAGAGGCUGAGGUUCAGUUCACCGAGACCUGCAACCUGAAGGACUUCCAGCGGCCCUUCCAUGCUGCUAUGGAGAAGGAAUGGUCCGCCCUUGUCGCCAACAAUGUUGUUUUGGAGCAUCCUGUCAUCAACAUCGCGGACACCUCUGAAGUGCCACCGAAUGACAUGGAUCAUGAGAAUGUCUUGCCCCCAACGUAUGACCUGAUCCAUGAGUACGCCGACAUGACGGCGAAUGACCCAGUCCUCGACUCCAUCGACGGCACUGGACGGAAUGCAGACGCCUACAUGAUGGCGAAUGACCCGGUCGCUGACCCCUCCGAUGGCAAUGGACCGGGAGCUAGUUUCACCGCUUCCAAGUUUUCCGAAUGCUUUGUCAACUUCAAGAGCCCAAUCCUCUGCGAGCAUGCCCGAGGAAAUGGUGGUCCUGAGCGUCAGUAUCAUCGUGGAGCAAACGGCCACACGAGACACCUCUCCUGCAAGGACUGUGACAAGACUGUUUUGGUCGCCCGCCGGAAAGAACCUGUUCAGUUGUGGGGCUACAUGGUCCAGGUUCUCAUGGCCACAAAGUGGGGAUCAGCACUUCGAUCCGAGGGUCUCUAUCGCUAUGCAGGCCGACUGACUCACGAGUACGCUCGAGAACGAGAUGGACUACGUCCUCUACCACCACCUCGUGGUUCCUCCGCUAUGUCAGCUGCGCCCUCAGCCUGGGAGUUGGCUACGUCAAGUCGCCUUCAUCACCAAGUACCACUUCGGAAAUGUCAACCGCACGGAUCGUGCGACAGCCCAGGCAUCAGGCCUGGCUCUAUGGAGUGCAACUUGCACCAAGUGUUGAACUUCCGCCAUUUCCACCACUUGCAAGAAGACAUCUUGAUCCCUUUGCCUUCGGAUCAGGAACCUUUGAUGUUGGAGCAGGGAACGAUUCCUUUUGCAGUUGCUUCUGCCUCUCCCGAGUACGAGCCCUACUGCCAGCAGGUACUGCAACAUGCCUUGGACAAUCAGCCCAUGGACCCGACGGUCUAUCGCUUUGCCUUCUACCUGUACCGCAAGGUCAAACUGGCAUGGGCAGCUGGCCACCGACUCGUGAAGGGUGCUGGAUCUUCUGCAGCCAAGCGAGGCAAGUCUGAGGACAUGACCGGCGCGAGGUACAUGAUCUUCCCUGUACGAGCAGACCCAUCUAUGCCUGCUCAGGUUGCCUCCGAAUGCAUGAUGGUUGCCUCCGAAGAGAUCGAAGAGAACGUCAAGUAUGAGGCCUUUGCACUCGAAGCGCAAGACCCUCCAGGUCUGGCCAUCCUCGACUCUGGUUGCACAAGAACCAUGCGCGGUUCAGAAUGGGCGCAUCGCUUUGAAGAAGAGAUCUCCAAGUAUGACCUGGUGCCCAAGGUCCGUGACAAAAGACAAACCUUCAAGGUUGGAGGAGCAGCCGAGUCCAAGAUUGUCAAGGUUUUCCCAGUUGGCAUUGGAGGAUCCCAUGGAGUUAUCCACUCUGCCGAGACCGACGGCCAGACACCAAUGCUGAUCUCUCGACCUUUCAUGCAGGCCCUUGGAACCAUCAUCGACUUGAAGAACAACACCGUGUCCUUCAGCGAGCUUGGCAUCAGUUCACUGCCACUUUAUCGCACUCGGAGAGGACACUUGGCCAUUAGCCUGCUCGACUUCAGCGACAUCAAGUCCAACAUCGACUUUGAAAAGGCUCAGAUCUCAGAGUUCCCUGAGGAAGAGGUCUACAUCCAUGACGAGACCUAUGAGCUUCCCAUUGAUGCCCGCAUCGACUAUGAUGAGUACGACAUGAACCCCGAUGACUAUCAAGCGUUGUUCCUCGACCUUGAUGAGCCACCAGAUGAUGGCCACCACUGUGAUGAUGAAGACAUCUUCCUGUCCAUGGUUGACGAGGGACACUUCACUACACGGAAGCCAAGUUCCAAAAAGGGCAAGAAGCUUGAGUCCAUGAACCUCUCCCUUGAUGGCGACGACUACAAUCGCUCUCGCAUCCUCAAGAAUGAGAACACCAUCAAGGUGAAGCGCCGACCUCCUUGCGGCAAGACAUGGUUCAAUCAGCUUUUCGCUGGACAGUUGGGCAUUUCCCUCCUUGGCAUCCUCAUCGGCAUGAGCAUUGGCACCCCUUUGGACAUCGCUUCAAGUUCUUGGGAUGCAUCUACUGCUGCUGGUCGCCGACGGUUGCACCAGGACUAUCAGGUCGAAGACCCCUACUGCACGAUCAUCACCCAUCCGUGCGGACCUUGGGGAUCCUGGUCAAGAUUCAACCUGGCCAAGGGAGGUCAAGCUGCAGAGACUGUCAAAGCACUCCGUGAAUCUAACCGUGAAGUCCUCAAGACUGUCAACAAGACUGUGAAGGACAGACUUCGAGCCAAGCGACAUGUCUUCAUAGAGCAGCCCGCCGGAACUGAGUCUCUAUGUGAAGAUGAGAUGAAAGACAUCAUGAACUACAUCACCUCCGGCGACCUGAUUCUGCUCCGUGUUGAUGGCUGCAUGGUCGGCUAUCACGACCGAGAGAGCAAGUUGCCCCACUACAAACCGUCAAUUUACAUCGCCUCCAUGAUUGCUGCAGAAUCCAUCUUUGCCAACAAGUGCUGCAGCAGAGAUCACCGUCAUGAAACUCUUGAGGGAAACAACAUCUAUGGUUCUCGGACUACACAAGCCGCUGAAUGGUCGAGUCGCCACACUUGGCUCCAACUUUGGCACACGGUCUACAUUCGACCUGGCCAAUUGGAAGAUCCACUACCUCAAGAACCACAAGAUGAUGACGAGACGCCACAAGACGACCAUGACUUCAGGGCUGAACGCGCAGCCGCCUUGGACCCCAUCCUCAACAUUGGAGAAGGUGACAACAGUGGCUCCAGAUCGAUCCGGAGAUCAGAAAGAUCCUUCGUGACCUUCAUACCAACUUUGGCCACUGCACAAACACCACUCUCCAAAGGAUCCUCCGUCGUCAAGGUGCAAAAGAAGAAGCAAUUCGAGGAGCUGGACUUCUGGCCUGCGAUGCCUGUGGUGAUAGUUGUUUGUUGUAUGGGCCUACACUCCGGAGUCCCGUCUUCAAGUGUAGCACUUCGCCAUUUUGCAACUUCCUGGACUUCAUGGUGCGGGCUCCCUUACAGUAUUCAAGUUGAUAGAGGAAAGGAGUUCAUGGCAAGGUUCGCCGACCACCUCAAGACCUUCGGCAUUGAACAAGAAGUCAUGCCUCUGGAAGCUCCAUGGAAAGGUGGACGCUGCGAACGAGCUGGCGGUCUUUGGAAAGAUCUUUGGAUCAAGACACGCCUUGAGUGCCAGAUCGUUGGUUUAGACGAUGUCAUCCUGGCCACCGGCAUUGUCACUCAGACCCGCAACAGCUUUCCACGAAGCAAUGGAUACUCACCCAACCAGUGGGUGCUUGGUGUUCCCGAACUCCGACUACCUGGCUCACUGCUCACGAAUGAAGCCGGACAGUCAGACUGGACACAGACUCUCGUAUUCGCAGAGCCCUUCUUCGUCAGAGCACUCCAACAAGAGGACCAUACCCGAUUGGAUCCCUACAAGAAGCAGCUUGGCCCCCAGCGAGUGACUGACAAACGACAGUACAACUGGUUUGGCCCAGCGAGAGUGAUUGGUGUGGAACUUCGCAACCCACGUCGUCUGGAAGAUCAAGAUCCACCCACUGAAAGCGGUCAACCACACUCCUAUUGGCUUCGCUAUGGACCUUCCGUUGUCUUGGCCACAGGUGAGCAACUCCGAUUUGCUUCUGAAGACGAGCUUUUGGCCGCUCACUGCAUCCCUUCUUAUGCAGUUCAAUCUUGCUCACUUCGUGGUGCUCGCAACUAUGUCGACGCCCGGCCACUCCAGCUUGAGAACCUCAACCUGCCAGGGGGUUCCGUCGUCGAUUUUUGGCAUGUUUCUGGCGAUGGCCGUGUGGUUCGUGUGCAUCAGCAACCACGACUUCUUCUAUUUCAUCCCGCUGACCAAGGCUGUCCUGUUGACUUGGACCAGCUCCAGAAUGUGCGAGUCACUGAAGCCAUCUACACGGCUGAAGCAAGAGAUCACGCCCUGACUGACACCAUUGAAGAUGAUUGGCGUGCCAGCGAUCCACAAGAACAACGCCCACUCACCUUCCAAUGGACAGGCGAGACCAUCUUCUAUCUCAUCAACCAGCCAGAUGGCGAUGAUGGCGACAUGGUCUACACACCAUCAGUGCCGCCCCAAGACUUACCAGGGGGUCUGAAAGAGCUCCGUCGCCUUCAGGGCCAAGAAGACGGAGAAACCUCCACUGAUGUUGAGGUCACUGAAGAUCCACCAGCUGGACCCUUCGAAGAGGCAAUGCUCACUGGAAAGGCUGCAGUUCGCUCAGAGAUCAACCUCGCAGCUCUCUCACCAGAAGACCGCCUCAAGUUCGAUGCCAGCAUGGAAAAAGAAUGGCUAAGCUGGCAGAAGUUCAGCGCAGUGGAGGUCCUCACGGACGAACAGAUCCAAGCACUGCCUGACGAUUGUCAGGUGAUCGGCACGCGGUGGGUUCACACCCUAGACAUCCAUAUGUACCACUAA
Durusdinium trenchii is the source of this 5673-nucleotide messenger RNA. The record is from the annotation of a GenBank genome assembly. Lineage: Eukaryota; Dinophyceae; Suessiales; Symbiodiniaceae.